AUGCAUCAGACCAUCGACCCCGCAAUCCUCUACUGGGAGAGUGCCGUCAUCAUCAUCUCGACUACAAACCAAGAUGGAACAACACACCUCGCGCCAAUGUCCUCAGCCUGGUGGCUCAGUCAACGCUGCAUGUUGGGUCUAGCAGCACAGUCCCAGACCACCAUCAACCUGCAGCGGAGCAAGCAAUGCGUCCUGAACCUACCGUCGGACACUAUGACAGCUGCUGGCUACCGUCAUGUUAAAGACAUGUUUGCGUUGGCUCAACUGACACCUACGGCAUCCGAGGUAGUCGAGCCAUCUCGAAUUAUGGAAUGUCCGCUGCAGAUGGAGGCAGAACUUGUGGCUGUCAAUGAGAUGAAUCGGGAUGAGGAGGGCAAGGAGGGAUUCCUUCUAGGACUUGAGGUCAAGGUUUUGCGAAUCCAAGCCGAGGAGCACAUUAUGCAGAUUGGGAGUCAAGCCCCUGUUGUUCGCAAUACGGCCAAUGCGGUGUGGGAGCAUAUUGUCUCGGACUACAAGUUGACUUCGUUGGACGGGAUUACAGCAAACACACAAUUUCUUGGAGAUGCGUCAAAGGCCAACUGGGUGUCACAAGGGACGCCCUUACUAACGCCGGACAAUAGCGCAGUCAUCUUGACCUUGGCAGAAGACGGGGCAAGUGCAUCUGGAACACUUCUAUCUAGUUCACAUUACGUGUGGUAUGGAAAGGUUAGCGCGACUAUGAAGACAAGUCGAGGCGCAGGUGUUGUGUCCGCCUUUGUCCUCUUCUCGGACGUACAAGACGAGAUAGAUUUUGAAUUUGUGGGCACCGAUCUCAAUACCGCCCAAUCCAACUUCUACUGGCAAGGCGUCACGGAUUAUGAGAAUGAAAUCAAUUUGACCGUGUCGGAAGGUGGGGAUACCUUUAGCGCUUGGCAUACAUACGAAGUUGAUUGGACACCAACAUCAUUGACGUGGUCUGUGGAUGGCAAUGCCUCACGUGUCCUGAACAAGGCCGAUACUUUCAACAAAACGGACAAUAAAUAUCACUACCCACAAACACCUGCCCGUAUUCAGCUCUCCCUCUGGCCUGCUGGUACAACCAAGAGCGGGCAGGGCACGAUUGAUUGGGCUGGGGGGUUGAUCAACUGGAAUUCGCAGGAUGUCCAGACGAACGGCUAUUUCUAUUCUAUGUACAAUGAUGUCAACGUGGAGUGCUAUCCAGCGCCAUCGGACGCGAACGGUACUGGCACCGUAUCAUACAAGUACGGCGACGUGGAUGGGCUGGAAGGCGACAUCGAACUCACAAACGACCCAACUAUUCUCGGGUCAUUCGUUGCGGACGGUACGGAUAUGAGCAAGGGAAAGUCCAACCCGUCAAGUACAUCGUCAACAAAAGGAGGGUCAGCUACAGCAACACCAACCAAUCUGGCAACCGUACCAGGCUUGUCAGGUGCAGGUGGCACAGAUGGGACCGGAGUUGGCGGUGACUCGGGCUCGGGGUCCGGUUCUAGCUCAGGGUCGGGCUCAGGCUCAGACUCUGGCAGCGGAACGUCAAGUGCAUCUGGCACCGCUGCGACAGGCAUUGGUGGCUUUGACCAAGGAGACCAAAAGCAAGGCAGUGGUGCAUCCAAGGGAGAAGAAGUCACGAGAGGCUCAAUUUUCGCUGCUUUGGUCGCGUUUAUUGGUGUGCUCAUGAUGUGGGCUUGA
Letharia lupina is the source of this 1686-nucleotide messenger RNA. RefSeq lists its product as uncharacterized. The record is from RefSeq and is a predicted model, not a curated record. Gene Ontology annotation, cellular component: fungal-type cell wall. Gene Ontology annotation, biological process: fungal-type cell wall organization; carbohydrate metabolic process. Bases 1 to 1686 code for a protein of 561 amino acids. Gene Ontology annotation, molecular function: glycosyltransferase activity; hydrolase activity, hydrolyzing O-glycosyl compounds. Lineage: Eukaryota; Fungi; Ascomycota; Lecanoromycetes; Lecanorales; Parmeliaceae. The transcript is spliced from 6 exons.